AUGCCUGUCCACUAUUUGAUUCUGCUCUCUCGACAGGGCAAAGUGCGUCUCGCCAAGUGGUUCACCACCCUCUCUCCCAAGGAGAAAGCCAAGAUCAUCAAGGAUGUAACUCAACUGGUGCUGUCCCGCCGGACGCGGAUGUGCAAUUUCCUGGAAUACAAAGAUUCCAAAGUCGUCUACCGUCGCUACGCUUCUCUCUUCUUCAUCGCUGGCUGUGCCUCGACCGAUAAUGAACUGAUCACUCUCGAGAUUGUGCAUCGCUACGUCGAGCAGAUGGACAAAUACUACGGCAAUGUCUGCGAGCUAGACAUCAUCUUCAACUUCCAGAAAGCAUACUUUAUUCUCGAUGAGUUAUUGAUUGCGGGGGAAAUGCAAGAGACCAGCAAGAAGAAUGUUCUUCGCUGUAUCAGCCAGCAGGACAGUUUGGAAGAUAUGGAGGUUGAGGAAGAUGUGGUCACCAAGAUCAUGUAA
Messenger RNA from Penicillium concentricum, 471 nucleotides. RefSeq names its product AP-1 complex subunit sigma. The record is from RefSeq and is a predicted model, not a curated record. Gene Ontology annotation, biological process: vesicle-mediated transport; protein transport. The transcript has 5 exons. Lineage: Eukaryota; Fungi; Ascomycota; Eurotiomycetes; Eurotiales; Aspergillaceae. Gene Ontology annotation, cellular component: AP-1 adaptor complex; intracellular membrane-bounded organelle. Gene Ontology annotation, molecular function: clathrin-cargo adaptor activity. Bases 1 to 471 code for a protein of 156 amino acids.